AAUCACAAAAGAGUACUAUUGUACUGUGUCUUGCUUGUCUAUCGCGCUCUGUCAUAUUGUCAUUCAUUCAUGUCAUGUCGUAGUUAUUUUCGCGAUCUAUUGUGUUGUGUAUGUAUCUCUGUUCGGUACGGUUUUCUGUGAUGUGGGUGUAAUUUUGUUGAAAUGUAUUUACUGAAAAAUAAUAAAUCCAUCUUUAUAGACUGUCUCUACAUUCAUUAAAUAUUGUGUUAUUAGGUGAUCUGUGAAGUGUUUGCGAUUUGACGUAUGAACUCCUAUUUUAAGUGAUUGUGAGUACGAUUUUAGUUCCUGAAUCAAUAAAUUUUAGCUUCAAGUUAGUAUUACAAAAGUGUGCAAACAAGUUUUAGGUAUCAUAAUAAUUAUGUCUGCCGUGAGGACAGGCCGUGUGUCCAAACCGAGAGGAAGUCACCAUGCGAAGAGCCGAUCAGUUCUGAGAAUGAUGGCCAUAAUGCAGGACAGGAAUAGUGAGGAAGUACCUAAGGAAUUCCUCGAGACAGGUCGUACGGGUCGCAGGAACGCCAUGCCCGAUAUACUGCACCCGCAGGGCGCCGAGGUCACCACCUCCGACUUGCCCUCGCGUCUGCAGCAGCUCGCCACUUCGGAUCCCGAUAAUCCUCAGCCCGGUCCUUCGAAAUCUGAUCAUGACGUAAAGAACGCCGACGAGCCGCCGUUAAAAAAGGAAGGCUGCAGUUGAGCUAUCUCUCUCACUCGCGGUCCCGUUCGGACUAAAGUGGACUUGCCCAAAGCAUAAGUAAUCUCAAUCAAUUAUAAUAAGUACUGAGUUAUGUACCCCCACCACAGCUUAGGUAUAGUGUACAAAAUAGCUUUUUAUGUUGGUGGUAAUAAGGUAGGUUUUUGUAGGGAAUCUAAAUUAUUUAGGUAUUUUUAUAGGGGCUCGAAGUCGAAUUUAAAUUUCUGAACUGUAUGUAAUGCUUAGGAUGUGGUAGUCUUGUAAGUUUUCGAAGAUUUUACCGGAGGUUAAUUAUUCCUGCUUAAUGGAAAAUGUUAAAACAAUAAGGUAAAUACGAAAAUCAAAUAAACGGACGUCAUAUUUGUGCAAUUUAUUUAAUUGUUUAUUGUAAAAGUUAUAAUUCCUAUUUAUAACUAUAGUUGUUUUUAAAAAUUUGAAGUGCAAUUAGGUAAUUGAGAAAGCGGGUCAUAUCAUGCACAUAUUGUAUAUCCCCAUGCGCUUAUCGAAAUAAAUAACGUAGCAUAUUUGAUACGUAUAUUUGAAAAACAAAUAAUUUAUUUUAGUGACACUUUUUAUUGCCAUAAAAUAUAGAAAAAAAAUCUUAAGCUGUGGAAAGGAUGUGUUUGAAAAUGAAAAGGACAUGAUUCAAAGAAGCUUUAUAUACAUUUAAUUUUAUUUGGUUCACUUUUAAAUUUAAGCACAGUUACCAACGUGAAGCUUUAGGGUCGUUUUAUUUUGUUUGUUAAGUAAAAUAUUACAACUAGCAACCGUCUUUGCUGUGUUAUAUAUAAGCUUCAAAAUAAUCAUAAACUAAACAGCUCUAAAUUAAUUCGCCAGUGAAAGACGCAUUUUACUAUUCAAUUGACAUAUUUAAAAUCAAUAUGGCGAUACAAAUAAUUUCACAAGAAUGACAACCCACCAGCGUAUUGGCGCGAAAAUGAUCAAACGUAAAGUCAAUAAUGACAAUGACAGCCAACUCAAAGAUAGGGUUGCCCGUAGUGAAAUCGACAAUUAGUGCUGCCAGUAGUAGUCAAUGUUUUUCUCUCUAACAGUAGCAUAGAAGUUAAAAGAUUGAAUAAAACACAGGAAAUAUUGCGGAGACGGACACAGCGAAUUAAACUUAUACUUUGUAGUGAUAUUGGUGAACUUAGGUGAGGUGUGUUGUAUUUUCCUUUUUAAAUCUUGACUAAAAUUAGGUACUACGUUAUUGACAAUACCGAGGUUUAUAUAAUCCAAUUGGGACGCGUGAAAUUAUUAUAAAUAAUUUGUCAGGUGUUCCUUAUAUAAAAUAACAAAUAUUUAUGCUUAUUGAAUUGUUUUCAUUAAAAAAAUUACGAAACAAAAGGUUUUCAAUUAUUUUGACAUUGAUGGCGUAGAUGUUGGUCACUAUUCGAAUGGUAUUUGUAACUAAAAUGUAUGAUUGUAGCUACUAAUUUAUUAGAUUGUGAUGUGGUUAUAAAUCAGACUAUACGCUUAGUCGAGUUAUAUUUACAUAAUAUUUAUUCAAAUUAGUGUUAGUUAAAUUAUAACACAUGUCGAGUUGAUUUCCAAUAGUACAAUUUAUUUUGUUUGUGGAGUGAGAUGUUCUUUUAAGUAUAAGUGGUGCUUAUUAUUUAUGUUUAAUAUAUAUGUAUAUUCUAUGUAUGAAAAUAUACAUUUUUAAAUGUAAUCCCAUUUCAUAUCUAUACAGAUGGUCUUAUUACACCAUUCUAAAGCCAAUUUUUAUACAUAACAUUUUGAUUGGGUUGUUCUGUUUGAGACCUUCAAAGAAUUUAGCUAUUUGACAUACACAUAGGUGUUGAUGUGACACGGGUAUUUGAUACUUUAUCACGUAUUUGCUUAUAAAUUGUAUUUGAACAAUAAAGAGUUUAGUUAUGUUACGUGUCAGGCGCAGGCAUAAUAGGAAUAGGCCUUUUAAUGUUUUUUUAUGUGAAAUAAAAAAUAUCUAUUGUGGUUUACGUUUUAUAAAUUAAGUUAUUGCCUCUUUGUUUUCAAAAGUUUUUGAAUUAUUAUAUUUCAUAUUGCAUGAACAAUGCUAUAUUGGAUAUAAAUAAAAAACAGGUAUCUGGAAAUAUUAUGACGUAAUUCCUAGUUUCAAAUUCAAAGGUAUUGUAAAUAUCUUAAAUUUUACUUUAUAUAAAUAUAUUUGUUUGGUUUUUAUCGACAUAAUCGUUUUCCGCGGAGAUGUGGGUAUGCAAAAAGUGGUGCUGUUGUGUACAGUCGUGUGCAGCUGCAAUUAUAGAUAAAAGUAUUUUUAAGUUUACUAAAGUGAUAACAAAAUUCUCUUACUCGUUUAGUUUCACAUUGUAAGAACUGAUCUCCGGAUAAAAAUUAGGUACUAGUAAUACGACGUAUUACUGAAACUUUCUGUCCCCACGUGGUAGCACUAGUACAUGUAGUAAACACUAUUUAUUGAGAGUAGUGAGCAAAGAGUAAAGUAGCAAUGAGCAUUGUAGGAAUUUACACCUGUUUUCACUAACCUAAAUAAAAUAAGGAAAGGCCUAAAUCUUACGCCUAAGGAUAUUAGAUUCAUUCCUAAUUAUCAUGUUUUCUUUUAUCCUUUGACAUAAUUGUAAUCUGUCAUAUUACAAAAGUGCUUUGAUCAAGGCGCCGCAUAACGCAUGUCACUUUAUACAUUAAUUAAUGUUGUUAUGUCGUUAUUAGUCAUUGGUGAAAUGAAUGUUCAACUAUUUGCGGCAGAAACGUGCCCCCCCACCCUUAAAUCCGGCCCUGUCUUAAAUAUUUAGGCGGCAGAUUUGAGCGACUCCUAAGUUUAGUGAAUACGUGCAUUAAUAUAUUUUGAAUUUACAGUUAUAAAAAGUUAUUUAUAUGUAAGAAGGAAUGGAAACAUUCAUUAUCAAAUGACAAAAUGUUUGAAAGUUUGUUUGUUUACUACAAUUGCUGGCGCUGCCAUGUAUGCCCGAGCUUUAUGUAAUAUUACCUGUUGUAUAUAUUAAUUAUUUUUAUUAUAACGAAAUUGUUGAGUAUCAAAGUGUUAUGUUUAUAUCAAAUACUUAAUUAUUAUGUUGCGCACUGAAACAUUAUUGUCGUAGAUUUUUUUUUAAAUUUAGUGAUUAAUACAAUGUCGUUUUAACGAAUUUUAGUAAUAAAAAGUAUGAGUGAGAAGUUUAUACAGUUGAGUAAGUUUAACACGAACCCUUGUUUUUUAUAACGAAUUCGUGUACAAUGAAUGAAAAAUACAAUAUUGCAUCUACUGUACUUAUUUAAAAGCAAUAGCACGUUAGGCUACACAAAACUCUACUUACCUACUAGAUUUUAAACCUUAUUACGUUAGCAGUAAAACCUAAAGAAAGUUAAAGAUCGCGAUUUAUUUUGUAAUAACCUAAUGUGCUGCUUGUACCUACUAUACUAUCUCAUUGACUGUGAAUGUGAUCUAUAAUGCACAAAUGAUAAAAAAAAACUUAGGUACCUACCUAACUUUCGCCUUAUCUUUCUACAUGAACAAACAUCGAAUUCAAAUAUUUUCGGGGCCUAUUGUAUAUCCUUAUUCUAAACCUCGCAAGAUGGGUACCGGCCGAUGGUAUGAAAUUAAAACUUGUGGUCACUAUUUAUUGUAAUAUUAGUGAUCGUGAUAUAUU
Messenger RNA from Diatraea saccharalis (sugarcane borer), 4308 nucleotides. NCBI's taxonomy places the organism in Eukaryota, Metazoa, Arthropoda, Insecta, Lepidoptera, Crambidae. The record is from the annotation of a GenBank genome assembly.